AGGGACUGGAAGCUCCCGGUUCUCCCAUCGCAUCCAGCUGACGCCCGCAGCUCUCUCUACCUCCUGCACCCCUACGCCUGCCCACGAUGGUCGCCUCUGCGAAGCUCUGGCCCAUGCUGGUUGCCGUGACCCUCUGCGUGCUGUCCUGCUUGGGGACGCUGGUGGAAGCCUACCCCCCGAAACCAGAGAACCCCGGAGACAACGCCUCCCCGGAAGAAAUGGCCAAAUACUUCUCUGCCCUGCGCCAUUACAUCAACCUAGUGACGAGGCAGCGGUACGGGAAGAGAUCCAGCCCUGAGGCCUUGAUGUCCGAGCUGCUCUUCGGGGACAGCAGCGACCACACCGGCAGAUCGCGGUACGAGGACUCCUACCUAUGGUGACGGGCUCCCCCCUCCCCGCCCCCCACAGCCUAUUUUUAAAUGUUCCAAGUCUUUU
This is a messenger RNA of Gopherus flavomarginatus (Mexican gopher tortoise), 435 nucleotides long. Its product is annotated as peptide YY-like. The record is from RefSeq and is a predicted model, not a curated record. Gene Ontology annotation, biological process: neuropeptide signaling pathway; feeding behavior. Lineage: Eukaryota; Metazoa; Chordata; Testudines; Testudinidae. Gene Ontology annotation, molecular function: neuropeptide hormone activity; neuropeptide Y receptor binding. The transcript has 4 exons. Gene Ontology annotation, cellular component: extracellular region. Bases 87 to 380 code for a protein of 97 amino acids.